CUCUACAUAAACCAAUCUCAAUUAAAUCUCCCUUCACUACUUCUUCAAUCUCGAUCUCAAUUCAAUCUUGUUCGAUCUCAAUCCAAUAAAAAAAAUGAGAGAAAUUCUCCACAUCCAAGCCGGCCAAUGCGGGAAUCAAAUCGGCGGCAAGUUUUGGGAAGUCGUUUGCGACGAGCACGGCAUCGAUGGCUCCGGCAGCUAUGUCGGUAACUCCCCACUCCAACUAGAAAGAGUCAACGUUUACUACAACGAAGCUAGUGGUGGUCGUUACGUGCCACGCGCUGUCUUAUUAGAUCUCGAGCCCGGAACCAUGGACAGUCUUCGGGUCGGACCUUACGGGAAGAUAUUCCGACCCGACAAUUUUGUUUUUGGACAAAAUGGGGCGGGGAAUAAUUGGGCAAAAGGACAUUAUACAGAAGGGGCAGAGUUAAUUGACUCUGUUCUUGAUGUUGUUAGAAAAGAAGCGGAGAAUUGUGAUUGUUUGCAGGGGUUUCAGGUUUGUCAUUCUUUGGGAGGUGGAACGGGAUCGGGGAUGGGUACUUUAUUGAUAUCGAAGAUUAGGGAAGAGUAUCCGGAUAGGAUGAUGAUGACUUUUUCGGUUUUUCCGUCGCCGAAAGUGUCGGAUACGGUUGUGGAACCGUAUAAUGCUACACUUUCGGUUCAUCAGUUGGUGGAGAAUGCUGAUGAGUGUAUGGUGUUGGAUAAUGAAGCUUUGUAUGAUAUUUGUUUUCGGACUCUCAAACUCACCAAUCCUAGCUUUGGUGACCUAAAUCACCUAAUAUCAACAACAAUGAGCGGAGUAACAUGCAGUCUUCGUUUCCCCGGCCAACUAAACUCGGACCUUCGCAAACUAGCCGUAAACCUAAUCCCAUUUCCUCGUCUCCACUUCUUCAUGUUCGGAUUCGCCCCACUAACAUCCCGAGGUUCCCAACAAUACCGUUCUCUAACAAUCCCCGAACUCACCCAACAAAUGUGGGACUCCAAGAACAUGAUGUGCGCAGCUGAUCCUCGCCACGGUCGUUACCUAACCGCAUCGGCAAUGUUUCGUGGUAAAAUGAGUACAAAAGAAGUUGACGAACAACUUAUCAACGUUCAAAACAAGAAUUCAUCGUACUUUGUUGAAUGGAUUCCUAACAAUGUUAAAUCGAGUGUUUGUGAUGUUCCUCCUGCUGGUUUAUCGAUGUCGUCUGUUUUUGUGGGGAAUUCUACUUCGAUUCAAGAGAUGUUUCGACGUGUGUCUGAACAAUUUACGGUUAUGUUUAGAAGGAAGGCGUUUUUGCAUUGGUAUACGGGCGAGGGAAUGGAUGAAAUGGAGUUUACGGAGGCGGAGAGUAAUAUGAAUGAUCUCGUGUCGGAGUAUCAGCAAUAUCAGGAGGCGGUAGCCGGAGGCGAGGUUGAAGAAGAUGAGUAUGAGGAAGCUUGAACAAUUUGUUUUUGUAUUGAUGGGUGUUUUGUAAUUGUAUUAUUGCUUUUGGUUUUGUUUGAGCAUUAUUGAAAUGUUUUGUAAUGCUCUAAUUUGUUUAUGAAUUUGCUUAUGUAAGUACUUGUAUGGUAUGUUCAUUGUAUAUUUGGUAAGUAAUAGUA
Molecule: messenger RNA, 1584 nt
Organism: Impatiens glandulifera
Lineage: Eukaryota; Viridiplantae; Streptophyta; Magnoliopsida; Ericales; Balsaminaceae
Product: tubulin beta chain-like
Exons: 2
Coding region: 95-1423 (442 amino acids)
Biological process (GO): microtubule cytoskeleton organization; mitotic cell cycle
Cellular component (GO): cytoplasm; microtubule
Molecular function (GO): GTPase activity; structural constituent of cytoskeleton; GTP binding
Source: RefSeq, a predicted model, not a curated record